This is a messenger RNA of Heterocephalus glaber (naked mole-rat), 2872 nucleotides long. It is a transcript of the gene Tmem233, whose product is annotated as transmembrane protein 233. NCBI's taxonomy places the organism in Eukaryota, Metazoa, Chordata, Mammalia, Rodentia, Bathyergidae. Gene Ontology annotation, cellular component: membrane. The record is from RefSeq and is a predicted model, not a curated record.
UUCUUCCAGACUUUUUUUUUUUUUUUUUUUGUCCCGGGGAUCGAACUCAGGACCUUGCGCUUGCGAGGCAGGCGCGGCGCCACUGAGCUAAAUGCCUGGCCUUCUUGCAGACUUCUUAGCCUGAGUCCCUGCAUCUGUCAAGCGGUCGCUGGGCGCGUCGGCAGUGCACUCUUCCGACGCUUCUCCCGUUUUUUUCAGAACGAUUGCUUCUCUUUCUCCACCUCCCCUCCCCUCAGUCUCUUCCUCCUUCCCUCCCUCCUGGUAGGGAGGCUCUUGGCCCCGAUCCCUGAGCCCGAGCGGGUGCAGGCAAACGAGGCAAGAAGGGUGAAGUCACAUCUCCCCUGAGCCCGGUGCCGCUGGCUUUUCGGAGCCUCGCCAUGAGCUCGCAGCCACAGCCGCCGACCUCGCCGACCGUGCGCUCCUCAGCCCUCCCCGCGCCACCGACUUCGCCCAUGUCUCAGUACGCCCCCGGCUCGGACCUCAAGGGGGCUUUGGACAGCAGCAGUCCGGAGGCCAACACUGAAGAUGACAAGACAGAGGGGGACAUACCCUUGCCGAAGAACUACCUGUGGCUCACCAUCUUCUCCUGUUUUUGCCCCGCGUACCCCAUCAACAUCGUGGGUUUGGUCUUCUCCAUCAUGUCUCAGAACAGCUACAAUGAAGGUGACUACGAAGGAGCAAGGAGGCUGGGGCGGAAUGCCAAGUGGGUGGCCAUUGCCUCCAUCAUCAUCGGCCUUAUCAUCAUCACCAUCUCUUGUGUGGUACACUUCACAAGGAAGAUGAAAACUCCAGGCACAUUUUCACUCCUGUCACUGCCCAUAAUAAUACAGCAUAGCACUGAAGGGUGCCUACUUUGAAGCUGGACUGCUGCAGUUUCAACCCAGUGCCUGAGGAGCCUGCAGUUGACUGCAAGCAUGGAGGACGACCCUCAUUCACACACCCAGAAGUUUGUGAGGAAUGGAUCCUUGACUUUAGACUGUGAGAUCUCUUCCUCAGGACUCUCCAGAGGCGGGUCCCUGGCAAAUGAACAGCAACAACAAAAAGUCCAAAAUUUAGGAAAUUCAAGCCAUACAGCCACAUCAGCCAAUGUCAUUGCUUUGUAAAAAAGAAGAAAAUGAAAUCUCAUUGUGUCCACUGACAAGCUCUUUGUGUGCAUCCUUCUUCUCCAGAGAUGACUUCCAGAGAUCUCAUUCCUCUCCAUUGGGUAGGGGUCUGGAUCUCGGAGGUAGGAGGCUCCAGGAAGAUGCUGGUGUUUAUAGCAUCAAGAACAAACGUUUGCAGCAUGUUUAAAGUUAUCUAAGACAGUUAAAUCCAUGGGUUACUUUCCUUUCAUUUUUUUCAUGAUGUAGAUUUGCUUCAAUCUUUAGUAACUGCUUCCCCAUCAGCACUCCCAGAACCCCCUAACCAGGUCAUCAAAGACCUGAAGACUCUCUGGCCUUCUGUCUUGAUCCUUAUUUUUCCUAAUAGCACCCCAUCCCCAACUCUCUUGCUUGCAUCCACAUUGGUCAAUUGCUCAUAACCUCAAUCUUCACUCAAGCCGACUCUGAAAAUGUACUAAGGGGUCAAUCCUAGGCUAGGAGCAUCCUCUCCAUCCCAAGUUUGGGAAUUGUCUGCGUUUACAGAAUAUACUCCCCCCAACACCUACCCUCCUAGUAGCUAGUCUUUCUCCCUCUCUUCUCAAGCAAGGUUUUUGGUUUUCCUGGAUCCCACCUGGAAAUGUUACCCCUCUGUAUUUCUUUUCUGUCAAAGGCAAAUCUUUUAGGUCUGAAUGAGUUGGUUUGAUGACACCAUUAUUCUGCCUGCCAGGACAUGCUACCAGGGUGUUUUGCCAAGUAUGUGCCACAGGUGGUACACAGAUAAUUUCGAAUCUGUUCAUAGACACAUUCAUUGAUACUGAAUCCAUAGUAACCCUUUUCUAUUCUUUUUCAAUCCUGAUUACAGCAAGGGGAAAGUCUGUUUUGGUCUAAUGGGUCCUUAACACCUUUCUGACACUAUGGUUCCCUGGUCUUUUAAACAAAAAGCAGCCCUCAGGCUUGGUCUUCUGUCUACAGAGAAUUCAAUGAUGCCGUUUUGUUUGCAUGGUAUUUAUUUUAUGUAUUACUUUCCAUUUGUGGCUUUGCCAAGAUGUGUGUGCUAUAUUGUUUCUGUUCAAAUAAAUUUACCUAAAAAUAAAAGGACUCAAAGACAAAUAGCAGGUAAUUAACAUAACAAGUGAUAUAUAUGUAUAUAAAUGACAAAGGUCACUUCAAGAAGUAAUGUUAGAAACACGGUGGUUACAAACUUUUAGAUCUAAAAGAAAAGGCAGCUUAUUCUAAUUGAAUGAUCAAGAGGCUGAGAGUCAAAAUACCUUUUUCUUUUUUCAUUUACUAGCUAUGCAAGCUGAUUUGAGACACGUUUCUUAGCUUCUCUGUGCUUCAAAUUUCUUCAACUGGAAAAUGGAGAUAAGAAUGUUUGCCUACUUACCUCACAAUGUUAUAAAAAUUGUCAUAAAAUAUGAACCCCUGGGGGGAAAUUCUAAGUGCUGGGCAAACACAAAAUAUGGUUCUUAGAACAUUUUAAAUCUUAGGCAUUUGUUAAAAUACUGAACCCUAGCAAAAAGAUAAAAGCUGAUAGACACCGGAUUCCACCUGUCAGUUCACCCAGAUGUCUGUCGUGAGUCAGCACUUGUCCCAGGAGGACACUGAGUCAGGGACAUGAAUUCUCAGCCUACAGGGAUGCUAGCACCAUUCCAAUAUAUUGGAUCUUGAUUUCUGACAUUUUGUUAUUUGUUUAUGUGUGUUUGGGUCCCUUCCUAGUCUUUUAUCCAAAUCAGAUGAAAAGUGAUGCUGAGAGGCAGAAUAAAAAUGGUUUUAAGACUGUCUACUAUGGUAUG